AUGUCAUCGACCGGAAACUCUGGCGGAGGCGCCGCCGCCACACUAUAUUUCUGUUACCAGUGUAAUCGUACGGUCUCAAUAACGCACUCACCUACCUCCGAACUUAUUUGCCCCAAUUGCAACAGCGGCUUCCUCGAAGAAUAUGAAGAUCCUGUUUCCAGCCCUAACCCUAACCCUAACCCUAACCCUAACCCUAACCCCAACCCCGAUCCCUUCUCAUCCGACAACCUCUCCGGUUUCCCUUCGUUCUCUGCCGGUUUCGGCGGAUUCCCAAUCGUCUUCUCAACCUCCUCAGCUGGUGGUGGAGGAGGCGGCAUCGAACUUCAAAACCAUACCGAUCUCUCCGCUCUCUUGGGCGGCGGCGGCGGCGGCGGCGGUGGUGAUGAGUUUAAUCCUUUCUCAUUCCUUCAGAAUUACAUCAGUACCCUAAGAGCCGGUGGUGCCAACAUCCAACUUGUCAUCGAGGAGAACAACUCUUCUGAUCCUGGGUUUCGGCUCCCUGCCAAUCUCGGCGAUUACUUCAUUGGCCCUGGCCUCGAGCAACUCAUACAGCAGCUUCAAUAA
Messenger RNA from Camellia sinensis, 564 nucleotides. NCBI's taxonomy places the organism in Eukaryota, Viridiplantae, Streptophyta, Magnoliopsida, Ericales, Theaceae. The record is from RefSeq and is a predicted model, not a curated record.